Molecule: messenger RNA, 696 nt
Organism: Microthlaspi erraticum
Lineage: Eukaryota; Viridiplantae; Streptophyta; Magnoliopsida; Brassicales; Brassicaceae
Source: the annotation of a GenBank genome assembly
AUGGGGUACUGGAAUGCGAAGGUUGUUCCCAAGUUCAAGAAGUUAUUCGAGAAGAAUAGUGCUAAGAAGGCUGCUGCUGCUGAAGCUAGCAAGACCUUUGAUGAGUCUAAGGAAGCAAUCAACAAGGAAAUUGAAGAGAAAAAGACAGAACUCCAACCAAAGGUCGUGGAAACCUAUGAGGCCACGUCUGCCGAAGUCAAGGCUUUGGUGAGAGACCCUAAGGAGGCUGGUUUGAAGAAGAACUCAGCGGCUGUGCUGAAGUAUCUCGAGGAGCUUGUCAAAAUUGAAUUCCCCGGAUCAACGGCUGUGAGAGACGCUACGUCUAGCUAUGGGGCUGGCUAUGUCGCAGGACCAGUCACGUUCAUAUUCGAGAAGAUAAGUGUGUUCCUUCCGGAGGAGGUGAAGACGCGAGAAUUGCCCGUGGAGGAAGUGAAAGCCGAAGAGCCGGCCAAAACCGAAGAGCCAGCCAAAACCGAAGAAACAAGUGGUGAGAAGGAGAAAGAGAUUGUUGAAGAGACCAAGAAAGAAGAGACCGUUACAGCCCCGGUCGUGGAGGAGAAGAAACCGGAGGUAGAGAAGCCGGUUGAAGAAGAGAAAAAAGAAGAAACUACUCCGGCUCCGGCGGUAGUUGAAGCUCCGGUUAAGGCACCGGAAACAACAACGGCAGCACCAGUGGCCGAGCCACCAAAGCCUUGA